AUGUCUGCUCCUGCUGGCUGCUGCUCCAUUUCCAUUGUGCAUUUUUAUUUUUAAUUUCAUUGUUCAUCAACCGUGUUGACAAGGUGAAGUGGUUUGACAUCCGUGAUAUCGUUUUUGACUCUGGUAUUUUAGUUUGUAUAUUCAUGAAUAUAUUUUAAUUUAAUUUUUAAAAAUACAAUCUGGCUUAUUUUAAGUUGAGUUUAUUCAAAACUACUGCCCUAAGGGCACAACACUUUGAAGGGAAGGAGAUGUCUCUUAGGAUUUUCAUCACUAGGUUUGUUCAACAUGGUAGAAUCCUUUUCCGAAGUUUCAGGCCACACCAAGAAGUGGUGGGCUUCGGAAAAGCCAACAUAUUACCUCAAGGAGCAAAAUUUGAGGCGAUCAAAGCUAAUGCGCACCCACCAUCCUCAGGAGUUCUAGGUCUACCUUCCCAUCUCAGUUCUGCUCGCAAGCUUUUUGUUGACAACGUUCUUAAAAGAGUUACAAAUUCGUUGGCCACCGAAUUAAGAAGAAAGACUACAAAUCAGUUGCUAAGUGGGAACUCAACUCCAUUUUUCGCUCUUAUAGGAGUCAGUCUUGCUUCAGGAACAGGUAUUCUUACCAAGGAAGAUGAGCUGGAUGGUGUUUGUUGGGAGAUCAGGGAAGCAGUUAAUAAGAUGCACAAAAAUAUGUUCCAAGCUGAGACCGAAAUGUUUGAUCAAAACACUGCAAAUUUUGAGAAAUUGGAAAUAGGGCCAAAGAUAGCGAAGGGAAGCAACGCUGUUGUAUACGCUGCACGAUUAAAGGAUAAUCCAAAUACCGAAACAUUUCAUGUUAGUGAGCCGGUUGCUGCUUUUCCAUAUGCUGUCAAGAUGAUGUUUAACUAUGAUGCCGAAUCAAACGCUUCAUCAAUACUUCGAUCGAUGUAUUGCGAGACAGUACCUGCCAGAGUUCACUUUUCUACCCCAGAACUAGUAGAGUGGGAAAAGAACAUGGAGGAGCACAUGGUUGCGCUGCCACCCCACCCCAACAUUGUGGCUAUGCACUGUGUGUUUGCGGACUGGGUGCCGUCCAUUCCCGGAGCUCUGUCUGACUAUCCAGACGCUCUCCCCUCGAGACUCAACCCCGAAGGCUCUGGGCGCAACAUGAGCCUUUUCCUCCUCAUGAAGAGGUACGACUGCAGUUUGAAAGAUUACAUAGCCGAGAAGAAGCCAGAAAUACGAGAUGCCAUUUUACUAUUCACCCAACUUCUCGAGGCAGUGGCACACAUGAACAAGUUUGGAAUCGCUCACCGUGACCUGAAGAGUGACAACGUACUGUUGGACCUGUCCGAGGCAGCUUGUCCCAUGUUGGCUGUGACGGACUUCGGCUGUUGUUUGGCUGACAAAAGCGUCGGGCUGUCCAUGCCAUUCCGCACUCUGGACACCAACCGAGGCGGCAACGCAGCCCUUAUGGCCCCUGAGGUUGCCUCAGCUACUCCGGGACUAUUCUCAUACAUAGACUACUCCAAGUCAGAUGCAUGGACGGUCGGUACCAUCGCCUAUGAGCUGCUCUCCGACGAGGGUAACCCAUUCUAUCGUGGUGCUGGAGGACGAGGACUGCGGAACACCUCUUACGAGGAGGCAGACUUGCCGCAGCUGGGGGAGGAGGUACCUGCGUUGAUUGUAAGGCUUGUGCGCAGUCUGUUGGCACGGAACCCUAACCAGAGGCCUAGUGCUGAGGUAGCGGCUACUGUAUGUCAACUGUUCUUGUGGGCUCCGACCUCGUGGCUAGGACCACUACAGAACAACGUCCUUCCCAGCAGCAGUGAGAUCCUACAGUGGCUACUGUGUCUGACGACCAAGGUGUUGUGUGAGAACCGCACCUACGCCUCGGCCGGCUCUCGCCGCACGGCCACUGAGUAUCAGCUGAUCGCUUGCUUCCUCCAUCGUGCCAAGCUCUCAGUCAUUAGACAGGCCUUGUCCUGGAUACAUCAGCUGUGAACGCUCCAACUGUAGCUGUCGUCUGUUUUGUUUUAUUUAUUUUAUAUCCAUUUUAAUCCAACCUGCGCUUAAGGUGUUACUAGAUCCCCGAGUCCUUGGCAGCACUUUGUGAAUUUGUCGCUGAAAGGAUAAAGGAACGCCCUUAUUGAGGAGAUUUUUUUCCUAUUUAUUUGUUAAAGCUGUUGUUCCGUAUUUUAAAGGAGAAAGAUUGUCAAUGUUUUUAUUUAAGUGUAAUUUAUGCAAAGUUGGAGUUUUUUAAUAAAAAAAAUGUUUUUCUCAAAGUACAUCACAGUUUUUGUUUGAGUCAAACUAUUACCAAGGGGUGAACACAUGCAGUUUAAAUUUACAUCCAACUGUGUUAGAAUAUUGGAGAAUAUUUCAACACAUGUUAGUUCCGACGGUAACACUAAAGCUUUGUAUCUUAUCUUGUGUUUGAAAUGUACUUAUUAUUGUGUUAGAACAUAUUUUAUUUAUUCUUGAAACCUUUGUGAUAUGCUUGUGAUUCUUAAUCAUUAUUUUUUUCCUCACUCAAUAUAUGGAGCAUAAUCAAAUACAUAGCGCUUGCUUAAAAUAUAUUGCGGUGCAUAUGGUUUAUUCAUUGUAAAUUCAAGUUCGCACUUGUAAGAAGAAGCAGGUUUUGAUAAGACUGUUGAUUUGCUUGACUAAAAGUCUUGUAUAUGUUGUACAGCACGGUUUGUAUAGAACGGAAGAACUGAAUAAAUAGUUUUAUUUUUUGCUAGUU
Messenger RNA from Macrosteles quadrilineatus (aster leafhopper), 2703 nucleotides. It is a transcript of the gene Pink1, whose product is annotated as serine/threonine-protein kinase Pink1, mitochondrial. Gene Ontology annotation, biological process: regulation of apoptotic process; positive regulation of mitochondrial fission; protein phosphorylation. Bases 249 to 1961 code for a protein of 570 amino acids. The transcript is spliced from 9 exons. NCBI's taxonomy places the organism in Eukaryota, Metazoa, Arthropoda, Insecta, Hemiptera, Cicadellidae. The record is from RefSeq and is a predicted model, not a curated record. Gene Ontology annotation, molecular function: ATP binding; protein serine/threonine kinase activity. Gene Ontology annotation, cellular component: mitochondrion.